This is a messenger RNA of Oryzias latipes (Japanese medaka), 4921 nucleotides long. It is a transcript of the gene chpfa, whose product is annotated as chondroitin polymerizing factor a. The record is from RefSeq and is a predicted model, not a curated record. Lineage: Eukaryota; Metazoa; Chordata; Actinopteri; Beloniformes; Adrianichthyidae. Gene Ontology annotation, molecular function: glucuronosyl-N-acetylgalactosaminyl-proteoglycan 4-beta-N-acetylgalactosaminyltransferase activity. Gene Ontology annotation, cellular component: Golgi cisterna membrane.
GGUUAACGGACACCUGUUGCAUCAGCGCCGGCAGUAUAGAUCCGCACCGGGCGCAGAGUACCAUGGUAGUGCUUCACCUGCUAGCCUGUGGCCAGAUAUCCCUCCGCCCCGAGCAGCGGGACCUGAAGCCCCGCCUCUGAUGCUAACACCAAGGCGGGGGGAGGAGCCAGGUAGCGGGCAGACUGACACGUAACAGUCCAGCGUAAAAUUUAAGGAGGAAGUCGCAUCUUUUCCAUAAAUUGACUUCGUUGAGGACCGGCUCACCUCAGGCUCGAUGAGGAGCGGAGCUGCCCCGUCGCCGAAGCCCGUUUGAACGCCUCCGAAGCGGGACCGCGAGACGGAGAGCUUAAAAUGAGAUUCUCGGUGUUUAUUUCUGUCCUGCGCUCGCUCGGGCCGGUGGUAAUCGGCGUGUCUUUGGGGUUCACGCUGAGUUUGCUGAGUGUUAGUUGGACGGAGGAAACGUGCCUGGUGGUGGGCAGCGGGCGGCGCGAGGAUGUGACUUCAGGUCGGGACGGACUCCUUAAAGGAGCCCGAAAGCCCAACUCCAUUUCUGCCGCGAACGAUGCGGACUCCGAGGAGGGAUUCGAACCCAGAAUCGUCCCGUACAAGCAGCUCCAGCCCAGCGCCCCCAAAAAAGUUUUCAGAGCCAAAUACAUCAGCACGGAGCUGGGGAUGCGGGAGCGCCUGUUCGUCGGGGUCCUGACCUCCAAAAAUACCAUCAACACUCUGGGUGCUGCUGUGAAUCGCACUAUAAGCCAUCACUUUGACAUUGUGGUCUUCUUCACCGGUCUGCGCAACCGCAAACUCCCCCACGGCAUGUUCGUGGUUUCCCAUGGAGACGAGAGGCUGAUAUGGAACAUGUUUCAGACCGUCAAGUACAUCUUUGAACAUUACAUCAACGAGUACGAUUGGUUUUACUUCGUCCAAGAUGAUGCCUACACAGAAGCAGACAGGAUCAAAGCCCUAGUGGAGCACUUGAGCAUGGAUCGAGAACUCUACAUGGGGAGGCCUGAGGAGUUCAUAGGCGGAGAGACGGAGGGGAAGUACUGCUACGGAGGCUUUGGGUACCUGCUGUCGCGCAGCCUGCUGCUCAGACUUCAACCUUUCCUGGAAAACUGCAGGAACGACAUCCUAAGCUCCAGACCCGACGAGUGGCUCGGAAGAUGCAUCAUCGAUUACACCAGCACUAACUGUGUGGGUGAAUACGAGGGACUCGAGUACCAUCAUUACGAGUUGGGAAAAAACUCCGAUCCCAGUAAAGAACAGAGUGAACAGUUCAAGAGCGCCCUGACCGUCCAUCCGGUGUCAGACCCCGAACAAAUGUACCGGCUGCACAGAUACUUCUCGGAGAUUGAACUCCAGAGGACCUACGAUGAGAUUGCUAAGCUGCAGGCGGAGAUCAAAAACGUGAGUGUGGUCGCUUUCGAAGGCAAUCGAAGCGCCCAGUGGCCCGUGGGGAUCAGCCCGGCGUUUGAGCCCAAGUCUCGGUUCGAAGUUCUGAAAUGGGAGUAUUUCACAGAGGAGGAGAUCUAUUCGUGCAUCGACGAGGCCCCCAAGUGUGAGCUGCGUGGCAUUGAUAAAUUAGAUGUAGCAGAUGUCAUAGAGACCGCUGUACAGGAGCUGAACAUCAAGUAUAUGCCUAUUCUACACUUUAAGAAGCAGCAGCUGAUUAAUGGCUACAGGCGCUUUGACCCCACGAGGGGCAUGGAGUACACCUUAGACCUCCAGCUGGAGGUGGUUAAUCAGAAAGGCCACAGCAGGUCCAUCACCAAGAGGGUCCACCUGGUGCGACCUUUAAGCCUGAUAGAGAUCAUUCCCAUGCCUUAUGUGACUGAAGCCACAAGGGUUCACGUCAUUAUACCGCUGACCCUGGAGGACCGGAGCUUCGUCAACCGUUUCCUUGAAGUCUUUGCCUCCAAUGCUUUUGAGACGAGCGAGAAUGCCGUCCUGACCUUCUUGUUCAUUUAUGACCCAGUGGAAGCUCAACACGUGAACCAAAAUGACAUAUUUGCCGGCGUGAAGGCUCAGAUAAACGCCUAUGAGCACAAGUUCCCUGCAGUGAAGAUCCCCUGGAUCAGUGUCAAGACAGACACCCCAGCUCCCAUCAAAUUCAUGGACAUCAUUUCAAAGAAACACCCCGUAGAUACCUUGUUUUUCCUCGCUCAGGUCAGCACGAACGUCGAUGCGGAGUUUCUGAACCGCUGUCGCAUGAAUUCCAUAAACAACUGGCAGGUCUUCUUCCCAAUCCACUUCCAGGAGUUUAACCCAGACGUGGCCUACCACAACCAGCCCCGCCCAGCCACAGUGGACCUGGUCAAAGAGGCGGGACACUUUGACCGCAGGUCUUUUGACGAAGCGUGCUUUUACAACUCGGACUACAUGGCGACUCGCUCCCGCAUGGUGUCAGAUGUCCAGGAGAACGAAGACCUUCUAGAAGGCCUGGAUGUCUACGACAUGUUUGUCAAGUAUUCGGGUCUGCACGUGUUCAGGGCUGUGGAGCCAGCGCUCCACCAGCAAUACCGCUACCAGCCCUGCAACCCCAAACUCAGCGAGGACAUCUAUCACAGAUGUGUUCAGAGCAACCUGGAAGGCCUCGGUUCUCGAUCCCAGCUCGCCAUGCUGCUGUACGAGCAGGAGCGAGGAAACAGCACCUGAACUUCAGCCCAACCGCUGGGCUGAAGUUCAGGAGAUGAGGCUCGUAGUUCUGAGGUGGGGAAGUGCUAAACGCCCCGCAGAGGCAGCCCGUCCGCGGCCGGGAGGUUGGUCUCAGUCCUCCUGGGGAAACCAGGGCUGUUGGGUUAGCUUGAGUCCUCGGCUGGUUUUGGUUAAGUGAUAGAUCACCUUUUCUACCUAAAACCAAAUGUUUUUACACUGUGCUACAAACUAACACCUACGUAGAGCCAUUUCUGACCACUAGAGGACAACAGUCGGAACAAUAACUUGUAUUUUUUAACGAUAAAAUAUUUUAUAGUAGUUUCUUAGAAUUUAUUGAGCAGUCCCAUCUGGGUGAGGAAAACCGUCCGGACGCAGGCGAAGAAGAUCCUGCAGGCGGACGUCGGUUGGAGAUGAAUCGGUUCACUCGGUGUGUGAGUGUGUGUGUGGGGGGGGCAUGCCUUUGUUCUGCUGCUAAAAGGAACCGAUCAUCUUUCAUAAGCGGAGAGGCGUGGAGGGAAUGUUUCCCUUGUUUAACUUUAAAGCUGCUGAGAUCUGUUGACGCGGUACCAACGAACCCAAAGAGGCGUCUGCGCCUCGAUGCUUUUCAGGGAGAUCCGUCCUGGAAGACGUGCGUUCCAAGAGCGUUUAGAUCAACAGUUUUAUGUUGCACGGCUGUUUGUCUCUUUGGGGCAUUCAAAUAUUGCACUUUUGAUGCUCAACUGGUUUGAGUACUUACAAAAGUGUAUUUUUUUUAAUCUUUUGUGCCUUGUUACAGAAUUUUUGAUACUCCUCGCUUUAGCAUCUCACCUCUUCGUGGGAUGCAGAUCAGAUAUUUUUCUACAUUUCCGGUAGUGUUACACACAUACAUGUACAUGCAGAGAGGGCUGUUUGUAAAGAAUGUACGUUUUUCUUGUUCUUUCGAUAGCUUUCACGGUCAAAUCUGGAUCGUCUCCAGUCUGAGUUUGUGCCUCGACGCUGGGAGGGGCUCCGCCGGCCGAACGCUGUUCACGCGGUUCUCCUUGAGACCUUUUCACGGUGAAAUGACAAACAAAGAGGCAGAAACAGACGGGUGAAUAAUUGGGGAAAAAUGCCUGAAAUACUUGCCAAGGUUUGUGUAGACGUUUGGUACUUCAGAGCAGAAUUUAAUCAGCUCAGAAAUGUUUCAAGGAAGAAAAUAAUCCAAUGUUUAGUUUUUCCAAAGUGCUUUGAAUGACUUUGAGUAUUUUUUGUGGUGUUUGCGUCCUUGGUUGUGAGCUGCAACGCCUGCCGUCUGUUGGGGAAUCCAGUGGGAGGUCUGUUCUGUCACUGAGUAGUAAUGGAUGUACAACAGUAAGUUAUUAGUGAGUUAUAAUGUGCAAUAUUACAGCUUGGUUUGUUGUUUUUAGAGGACUUUUAAUGUCCAAACAUUUCCCUGGAGUGCAGUAGCGUAUCCUAUCGCAGUACUGUUUGUGACUCAUACGUUCUGUUUGAUGCAAAGUAAAAACACUGUAAUUUCUCUGACAGGACAUUUUCAAUGCUGUCAGGAGACGCUUUUGCUCCUCAGACUUACUUUGAAGUACAUAAAACCGAAGCGAGUCCUUUUAUUUAACUGUAAUUGGAUUUAAUAUAUAUGUUGGAACAUUGGCGGUUCUUCUGCAGUGUUUCUGCUCCACUCUUUUUUUUUUUUACCAACGCAUCUCUUUAUCCAGAAAGGAGAGCAGUCGUGACGGCGCAGCGUCUGUGUGAAUGUUUAUUUUGAAAGGGUGUUCUUUAAUAAUAUGCAGAGUUGGAAACGUAGUCUUCCAAAGAAGUCACUGUGAACGAGCUGGGAUACGGAAUGAAGUUGCUUGGAUGUUUUUUUUUUAAAUUUGCCUUUGGUCCACACAAGAGGCCUGACAUAGUGGGUGGAGGUGGGGCGUGGUUAUCCUGUUGUUAACACGGCCACCAUCGCUGAGCGACGGCUCCCUUCGUGUUCGCGUCCAUAAUUUAUUUCGUCGGCAGAGCCUGAAUCUGCAACAAACCUUUCUCCAGCAAAUUCUACUCAAUGAUCCUUUUUACAUUUUGUGAUUUUUUCCUUUAAAUCCAAUGAUGAACUGAACAAAAGUAUCAGGUACUUUAAGAGCUCCAGGUUCGGAUGUGUGAGCCCGAUAGUUUACAUUGUUUUAUGCACAUGGGUACUCAGAAAACCAAAGUAGUAUGUUUUAGCUGAUGCACAUGAUUGAUUGCUGUAAUUCUCAAUAAACUGUGAAUUAUUGUAUUUUUCUGAAUUAAAGAAUAUUUGAGUAUU